Molecule: messenger RNA, 4974 nt
Organism: Meleagris gallopavo (turkey)
Lineage: Eukaryota; Metazoa; Chordata; Aves; Galliformes; Phasianidae
Source: RefSeq, a predicted model, not a curated record
CGCUGUGCUGGACAGCUGAGCCUUCCAUGAGAUGACCAAUAAACCAGUCCUUUCAAUACUCAGCUCUGAUGCCCCAUUCUGUCAAUUCCAAAUUCUUCCCUACAAGCAAGAUGUAACUUUCACCUCUUUCACUGUGUAGUUUAGUUGAAUUCAUUAUUGACAUAGGUGGCAGAGAGACUCAUAACGUAACAUGCUAUCCCACUAAUGUUACAAAAACAGAAUUCCACAAUUAGCUUCCUCUCCAAACCAUAUAGGAAGAGCAGAGUGUCUGACUCGGGUCCGUGGUAGAAAUUCUCUCCAAGCUUGUGCAACAGAAAUCCCCUCAGUAGGCAUAGAGAAAAUUAAUCCUUGCUGCUGAUCUACAUUGCCUUCACAGGUGAAGGUUUUGAAGUAGAUCUUCACCUGCAGGUCCUGCUACUGUCGCAAGUUUUCCACAAUAGAGUAAUUGCCACUGGCACAGUCUAAGCUGUUCUUACUUACUACAGUUGAAAGGAGAAACGGCUUUGUGCUAUGGCAUAAAGAAACGUAGGACUCGGGAAAGGAAGAUCCCUGCCCCACGUAAUCUGUUUCUUUGGAGACAUGUGAUGAAGGCUCAGGAGCACAGUGGCUUCAUCUGAUCACACACAGAUGUCUCCAGUAGAGCUAAACUUGCCUGGGUCCUUCUCUGGCCAAUGAAGCAUGUCCCUGCUGGAAGGGAUGCAUGACAGCCCCUUACUGCUCUCUCUCUCCACUGACAACAUGUUUACAUCUUGCCUUAAAGACAUAUAUUCAUUAAGAAUAGAACACAUCAGAAGAGGCAGGGGCGGGAUGUUUCUUUGGUGUAGGAGGGACUCAAAAAAAUAUCCAACAAAUCAAAACCUAAAUAUGAAGAGGAAAAGGAGUCCUCUGAACAGUGACGCGGCACCCAGGUUCUGAACACAUCACAGGAAGAGGUGGACUCGUGUGGAAAAAACUCCAUUGGUGAGUCACAGGAACACUUCUGUACUUAGGAGGCAAACAUCUCAGUUCCUGUUUGGUAUCUGGGAUUAUUUCAUAGUGAAAUAACACUGUCAUAGGGCAGAGGAAGGAAGUAAGAUGUCCCUUCUAAGAAAGGCACGUGCUCUUCAUGGCUUACUCUGUUCUCCACUUGUAGAGAUUCUCCUAACACAUCUCUGAACACGAGAUGCUGUGGGUAGGCUACCGUGCUCCAUGGCAGGGUAAGAAUCCAGUCCCAAGAUACAUUCAACUUAAAGCAUUCAUCUACAGGUCCCCGACCUGUCCAAUCACACCAAACCACUAAAAAGAGAAAUUUUACUACUUUAGUCACAACGCAGGUGUAAGGCAGAAGCAGCUCAAUACAGCACCUCACAAAACAUGGUACGAAUUCAGCCAUCCACAAGGCAUGCCCAUAGCUUCACCUCCUGCCCCACCUUCCUCCAGCAGGUGGUAAAACUGGGCUCUCCUCAAAGCUCCGGAUCCCAUUGCAAAGGCAGCGUGGAUUCAGCUUAGCUUGAGGAGAAUAAACUGACACCAGGAGGAGCCCACACAAGUAGCACACCUCACAUGUCUCAAUGGCAGACGGACUGUUCACAUUUCCCUGACGGGAUUUCAAGACAUAGAUGCUUGCAGUGGUAGUUGAUAGAUCCAACAGAUUCUCUGUUGGUUUUGUUAAGCUCUGCUCUAGCUCAUGCAGGCGUCACCAGGCUCACAGCCUCGUACCACCACAAGCCUCUCAGAGCUCAGCAGGCUUCACUCCAGCUUCCCUCACUCACCAAAGUGCUGUGAGGCCCAAAGAAAUGAGCCCAGUUCCCAGAUCGCUUCGGCUCACUUUCUCACAAAACAGCACUUCCAUCACUCAGCAGUGCCCGUUUUCUGGCUCCCAGAACAACAGCAACGCUGGCACAGGAGCUAUACAGGCAUGCCCACCCCGCAGGCCACACGCUCCCCCGCCCAGCCCUCCCACGGCCGCCUCCUGCCCCGCGCCAUCAUGGCGGCGGCUGCGCCCCAGCCGUGCAGCCAUCGCUCUCAGCUGCACAGCCCUACUGUUCAGUGUGUGCAGUGAGAGCAGGGCGUGGGACAAAGCCGGCUCCGGGGAUGGCAAACAACUCUUUGCAUUUGGAGCCGUUGGCUGAACGCGGCCUUGUCAACUGCCAACAGUGGGCAGCGGUGCUCUGCGGUCUCAUACAGGAAUGUAAGAACAGAGGGCAGGAUGGACAAAAGCAUCAUCAGCUUCACAACCACACCGUAUUCGUGACAUCAGGUUUUGGCACUACCCACAUUUGGGACCAGUCAAGGAUGCAGUGCAGGAAGAGUAAAAUUUCAUCAGAAUUCUCUGACAAACCCCACUGAGAUCUCACUGGGAACUGCAGGCACUGCCAUCCAACCAGAUCACUGCAUUAGUUACACAAAAACAAGGCCACAUAGCCCACCAGUUUUAUCAUUCUCUUUGCUUAUAUUUUUAACAUUUUAAUAAAAGCGCUGAAAAUCAAAUUGAUUUCUUAUUUACAUGUUAAGGAUAGAGUCUGUUUAGAAAGGACUGUUCUGAAAGUAACAGCUUCGUGUUCCGUGCAGAACAAAUGGCACCCACUGACAUUCAUUGAUGCUUUUUGGAUGUUUCUGGAGACCAAAUGUUGGGUGUGAGCACAGUGCGGCUCCGAGAGGAGCAUUUCCGCAGCGGCAACAGCGACUGCGGUCACCAGUGCUGGUGCCUAACACUGCUCCCCAUCACUCAAUGCUGUCCAGGCAAGACAGAUUGUUGCACACCCAUGGAGUCAUAGAAAAACUCCUCAUCAGAGAAAAAAAGAAGAAAAAAUAACAAAUAAAAAGGAUAACCAGGAAAUACCAAGAGAAGAAGCAAAUAAGCCAGGAUAGGGAAACAGUCAUUCAUGUACCAAGCUGCAGGAAGUCCAAAACCGCUACCAACGUGUGAGUGGUCAACGAGCGGCAGCAGCCCUGGCAGGGCCCUGAAUGUAGAAGCACACAAGGGUUAUUUGGCUGGGCGGAAGUCCUUGUGGUUGCAGAAGAAAGUCACAAGAUGUAAAAAAAAUAAAAGAAAAAAACUAAUCUGCAUGACACUGGGGCAUAAGAUUUUCUUGAUGGGUAUCACACCAGAGACCUCCUGCCUUGCGCACAGCAGCUUCUGAACAGAAAUUACAAGGAACAAUUGCAGAGAACAACUAACAUACGGAACUCAGCUACAUGUUCACAUUGUCUGGACUCAGAGUAAACAAAGGCAGAUGGAUCAAACUCUAAAUAAAAUAGAAAAAAUCAAAUAAAAUCUCCGACCCAAAAUACAACUUGCAGUCCAUGUGAACUGAAGGGGACAUGGCCUGGUUUCCAGUAGUUCCGGUCAUAAUGCGAGUGCCUAAAAGACCUUGGAGACAGCAGUAGGUGGCCACAGAACUGGUUUCCAAAAGGACCACUGAAUGCCUGAAUCUCAGCUGAAGACAUUGCUGCAAAAUUCUGGAAGCACCAUUAAAAACAUUGCUAUAACAAUAAAUGAGCCCAAGCUCUGGAUCACAAAUGAAGUGCCGCAGAGAUCUUUCCUCACUCUGUUUCACCUCAGAGGCUGAACACGGACUCUUCACAGAAGAGGGUCCUGAUGACAUCACAUCCUCUCCUAUAAAUUACGCUGCCUCCAAAGUUCACUGAGAAACAUCACCCACGCUCCGCUGCACCGCCCCGAGGACGAUGGCCGGGUCUCCUGCACUGCUCCUCCUGCUCAGCCUGGGGCUCUGCUGCACCGGUGCCCAGGGACAGAGGAUGGAGGCCAGGUUCCUCGAUAGGAAUAUGAAGCACCCCCAGGAGGGACAGCAGCUGGAGCUGGAGUGCCUGAAUCAUGACAUGAAAAGACCCAUCUUCUGGAUCCGCCUGGACAGGAGUGGGAACCUUCACUUCAUUCUCUCCAGUACACAGUCUUAUUCCUCUACCUUGCCGGAGAAUGAGAAAACAGCUACAAAUUUUGAGGCACUAUGGAGAGGAAACUCCUAUCGGCUGGUGGUGAAGUUCUUCAGGGCACAGGACCAGGGGAUCUAUUUCUGCGUCAACUACAUCAACCCGGUGCUGCACUUCAGCUCUGGACAACCCGCCUUCUUCCCAGCAGAACACAUCACAUCCACAACUACCACCCAGAGCAGCCAGGUCACCAUGAAGGACAAUCGACAACAGGGCCCACAUGCAGAAACAAGUAACGAAAACACGAUGAAUUCCAUCUGUAAUAUUUUCCUCUGGGUUCGAGUGGCUGGUACCAGCCUCCUGCUCCUCACUGCCAUAACCAUCACCAUCACGCAUUGCCAAAGACCAAGCUCAGCGUAAGCAAGCAGUGCUGCGUCGCUGCUCAGCAGAAGGCACACAGGCGUCCUCCUCAAGCACCGCACGGAUCCCAGCAGCAACACACACAGCUGCCCUGAUGCAGCGCGGGCAUUUGGCUGCUCCUUCUCUGCCUGCGCCUCAACCACUUCCAAAACUCAGUUCCCAUACCCCACCUCUCACUUCUGAAAUAUUCCCGAUUAAACGCAUCUAAUUCUUAAUGCUCUCAGUGUCUUCUUUGGAUUCAUCCACAGUUUUCACAGAAGCAGAGGGACUGAACGUGCAACAACCAACACAACUGUCAAUGGUUUAUGGGCUGGUUCAGCCCAGUUCCAUGACUAGCAGGGCAGAGGGAUUUCAUGAAACCCACGCCUCCGGAAAAGGGGAACAGGGGACCCAAAAUAAUUUAAAACAGUGGCAACAAUCUGAGGAAAAACAAACUAAUUUACUAAAUACACUAUCAGAAUGCAACAUUUACUACUGCAAGAUUGUGGCAAGGUGAUGUAAUCAACCUGCCACGCCUCCCCAUAUUUAUACUUUUGCCAUCGCCCUUCCCCCCAGAGAGGUUUCAUCCUCUUAGCUUGUUUAAUUGUGGUGCAUGUGUCACAGUCAUGAAUAACUUGUGUAAUAGAGUCCAUAAUUAAGUCCAUCUCUCGGUCUCUAGCCCAUUUGUAUGUUGCAUCUCUC